Molecule: messenger RNA, 2162 nt
Organism: Pteronotus mesoamericanus
Lineage: Eukaryota; Metazoa; Chordata; Mammalia; Chiroptera; Mormoopidae
Gene: SLC47A1
Product: solute carrier family 47 member 1
Exons: 17
Coding region: 61-1767 (568 amino acids)
Biological process (GO): xenobiotic detoxification by transmembrane export across the plasma membrane
Cellular component (GO): membrane
Molecular function (GO): antiporter activity; xenobiotic transmembrane transporter activity
Source: RefSeq, a predicted model, not a curated record
GUGGGCCCCGCGCCCUCCCGGCCGCAGCCUCCGCACUCCCGGCCGCGCCGCGCCAGGCACAUGGAGUCCGCCGAGAAGCCCGGGGCCGGGACCCGAGACCGGGAGGCCGCCCGCGAGCGCCGGGGGCUGCGCUGCCUGCCCCUGUCCAACUUCCGAGAGGAGCUGAGGGCGCUCCUGGUCCUGGCGGGCCCCGCGUUCUUGGCCCAGCUGAUGGUGUUCCUGAUCAGCUUCAUAAGCUCCGUGUUCUGUGGCCACCUGGGAAAGCUGGAACUGGAUGCUGUCACCCUCGCGAUCGCAGUUAUCAAUGUCACAGGUAUCUCCGUGGGAUUUGGCUUAUCUUCUGCUUGUGACACCCUCAUGUCUCAGACCUACGGCAGCCCCAACAAGAAGCAUGUGGGCGUCAUCCUGCAGAGGGGCGCGCUUGUCCUACUUCUCUGCUGCUUCCCCUGCUGGGCACUCUUCCUCAACACCCAGCACAUCCUGCGGCUCCUCGGGCAGGACCCGGACGUGUCCAGGCUCACCCAUACCUAUGUCAUGAUCUUCAUCCCAGCUCUUCCUGCGACGUUUCUUUAUACACUACAGGUUAAAUAUCUGUUCACCCAGGGAAUCGUUCUGCCCCAGAUCGUCACCGGGGUCGCAGCCAACCUUGUCAAUGUCCUCAUCAACUAUCUGUUUCUCCAUCAGCUGCAUCUUGGUGUGAUGGGUUCUGCACUGGCCAACUUGAUUUCCCAGUUCUCCCUGGCUCUGCUCCUCUUUCUCUACAUCUUCUGGAAGAAACUGCAUCAAGCUACCUGGGGAGGCUGGUCCCUGGAGUGCCUGCAGGACUGGGGCCCCUUCUUCCGCCUGGCCGUCCCCAGCAUGCUCAUGCUGUGCAUCGAGUGGUGGGCCUACGAGAUCGGGAGCUUCCUGAGCGGUAUCCUCAGCAUGGUGGAGCUGGGAGCCCAGUCCGUGGUGUAUGAGCUGGCCACUGUUGUGUUCAUGGUACCUGCCGGCUUCAGCGUGGCUGCCAGCGUCCGCAUUGGGAACGCGCUGGGCGCGGGAAACAUCGAGCAGGCCAAGAGGUCCUCCGUGGUCUCCGUGCUGGUCACAGAACUCUUCGCUGUAGUCUUUUGUGUCCUGCUGUUAAGCUGUAAGGACCUAGUGGGGUACAUUUUCACUACCGACCGAGACAUCAUUGCUCUCGUGGCUCGAGUGGUUCCGAUCUAUGCCGUUUCCCAUCUCUUUGAAAGUCUGGCUUGUACAGGUGGUGGCAUUCUGAGGGGAAGUGGGAACCAGAAAGUUGGAGCCAUCUUUAACGCCAUUGGGUACUAUGUGAUUGGUCUCCCCAUCGGGAUUUCACUGAUGUUUACGACCAAACUGGGAGUGAUCGGUCUAUGGGCAGGGAUUAUCCUUUGCACAGCCUGCCAAGCUGUGUGUUUUCUAGGCUUUAUUGCUCGGCUGAACUGGGACAGAGCCUGUCAACAGGCUCAGAUCCAUGCCAAUAUGAAACGAAACAUGGCCCCGGAUGGGACUCUUCUCUCUCAGGGCUUCCUUUCCCCAGCGGGCCCUGAAAGCCAUGGAGAAAGUUUAAUGACAGAUGUUGAAAAAGAAGAUGAGACCCAGUUGGAUCAGCAGAUGCACCAAGAAGAAUGCCUUCAGGCCCAUCCGAAGGAUGUGGCAAAGUUGACUGGGAGACAGUUGGUGCUGUGGCGGGGGCUCGUGCUCCUAGGGGCAGUUUUAGUCUUGCUGGCGGGGAUCUUGGUGAGAGUGUGUGUCGGAACGCAGUGACGUGGCCCUGGGAGAAGAGGGGGAGGCCGGCCCGGUGGCAUUGUCACGCUCACGAGCAAAUAAUUCAUAGGCCCGAAGGUGGGAGUUUGUCUUCAGUUAAGGUAAUCCAACUGUGCCCAUGGAUUUCAAGAACUGAGAGUUCAAAGAUGGAUUUUCUAAUGAAGAAAAUGAACUAAGGUGAAAAACUAUGUUCUAGUCCAAGACAAUGUCUGCAAGAUUACAUUAGAGUAAUAAUGCAUCCACCACUGUCUCAGACAAAGACAUUGUGUACUGACUACCUUCAUCUAUGGCUUUGAUAUUCUACUUGCUGGGUUUUUUUUAAAGAUAGAAACCCAUGUACUGAGUGCUUAAGGAUUAUUGCUAUCUGAAUUAUUUAAAAUACAUGAGUAUGUUAA